Trichoderma atroviride IMI 206040 is the source of this 828-nucleotide messenger RNA. NCBI's taxonomy places the organism in Eukaryota, Fungi, Ascomycota, Sordariomycetes, Hypocreales, Hypocreaceae. The record is from RefSeq and is a predicted model, not a curated record.
AUGUCUCACCCGCGGGUAGAAGAAGUCUCCGACAGCGACCCGGACAUCGUCUCGGACCCCGACGAGGUCGACCUCGACGACUUUGCCGAAACAGACAUCAUCCGCGCGCGCGGCCCCAGCACCCAGAAGCAGCGCAUCCAGUUCCUGAACCCCAUGUCGGGCCCGGGCAUCUCGACGCUGCCCGCCACCUCGGACCGCUCCGCCUUCAACAACCACCAGUGCCUGUACCCGGUCUACUUCGACGCCUCGCGCACCCGCGCCGAGGGCCGCCGCGUCAGCGCCGCCCUGGCCGUCAAGAACCCGCUGGCGCGCGAAAUCGCAAACGCCUGCUCGCGCCUGCGCCUGCAGACGCUGCUCGAGCCCGAGAAGAUCCACCCCAAGGACUGGUCCAACCCGGGCCGCGUCAAGGUCGCCCUCAAGAAGGAAAAGGCCGCCGGCUCGCCAGCGUCAGCCGCCAUUGCCAACAAGCACCACCUGUACGUCCUCGUGGCCAAGCACCUGCGCGAGAACCCGACGACGGAGAACUCGCCCGGCCUGCGGCUGCGCUUCGGCAACCAGAUGCAGCCGCCCGAAGACAAGCCCUACCCGAAGCCCGCCGUGCCGCGGGGCUGGAAGAUGAACGAGUACCUGCCGUACCUGAGCGCUGCCAUGACGGGCGGCGGCGUCUCGGAGAAUCUGUUCAAGGACAUGAUGAAGGAGAUGCAGGGCGGCGCCGAUCCCAUGGCUGCGCUGCUUGCGAGCCAGGCUGGUGGCGGCGGCGGCAGUGGUGGCGCGAGCGGCGCGGAGGAGGGCAAGAAGAAGAAGAAGGACAAAAAGGGCAAAGGGAAA